GUUCUUGGUCUCUUUAAUCUGCAUUGCAUUUCAACGUGUCCUCCACCUCCCCAUCAUGCCAACCCUACCUGAAGAUGUCAUACAGCCAACUGAGAAACAGCAUUCAGAUUUGCCCUCUCUGGUCAAACUUGUUCAGGAGUUCUCUGCUGAAACAGCUACAUGCAACAUACCUUCAAUAAUUCUUCCAGAGUAUGCCGUUAGCCCUAUUACAGAAAGAGACACAAAUGUAGCUCUCAGGCCUGUUAGCCCUCAUCUGCGACAUUCUAACAGAAAUGCUAGAAAAUCAGCAAACUCUUUGACGUCUGUAGACAAUGAAGGUCAUGUAAUUGAUCUCCUUCAUGACCAACUGCCAGAUAUACAAAUAUCUGAUGAAGAUAAAAAGAAGAACUUUGAACUAUUAGAAGAAGCAAAGAAGGUGAGUGAGAGGUUCCUCACACGUAGAGGAAGAAAAUCAAGAAGCAGCCUUUCAGAAUCACCCACAGCUUUAUCCCCAUCACUAAGCCCAAGUGUUUCACCUGCUUCAUCUCGGAGCAACUCGUUGACACUUCCAGAUCCAACAGAUUCUGAUAUAUGCACAUCAGUUGUUGAGUCAGUAUCUCCAUUGCAGAAUCCCACAAAAAGAGUACCUAAUCCAGAGGAGGAUGAUCAGAGAAAAUCUUCUCAGGGAAGAUUGGUUCCUCACGCAACUGGUUUGGAAAGUCCAAAGGAGGUGUCUGAACAAAAGGAGAACUUUGAUCCAUAUAAACCUGUGGAUAAUCUGCCUCAAUUCUGCACUUCAGAUUCCAACACUGGCAAAAGAUCUCUAAGUAGCAGCAAGAACUUCUGUGAAACUGAAUUAGGGAAAGAAUUCCCUAAAAAAAUGAAAGGAAAUGACUUUCCUUUGAAAGGUCAUUUACCUGGACCAGGAAUGAUUGCGCUGGGCACGAAGUUAAAGGGCUCAGCGCCACUACUGAAGGAUUCCAAAGUUUCUAGUAAAACUGAAUUUAAUGCAUCUAGUAAUCGCUCUCCUUUACUACGAGCUAUGUCAUGGGAUCAGCCUGAACCAUGUAAUGUAGAAAAAGUACCUUUCAGACCAUCUGAAGAUAUUAAUAACUGCGCUGGUAAUAUAGCAGCUGAUAAUAUAGCAACUAAGGUUCCACCAUUCAAAGACCUUCAGAUACAAGUUCAGCCAAUUCGAAUGCAGAAACUGACGAAGCUCAGAGAAGAACAUAUAUUGAUGAGAAAUCAAAAUUUAGCUGGACUUAAACUUCCUGAUCUUAGUGAAGCUGCUGAACAGGAAAGAGGGUCUUCACCAGUCGCUUUCUCAGUGGAGGAAGAGGAGUCAAAGAAUAGAUGUGAUGUUAUGCCCAACAUUCCUGACACUCUUUUACGAAAACUUCAUGUACAAACACCAUUUCCAGGAAGUUCUCCACCACUUACUGAAAGAGAGGUUGAGAAUGUAUUUAUACAACUUUCACUGGCAUUCAGAAAUGAUAGCUAUACAUUGGAAUCAAGAAUUAAUCAAGCUGAAAGGGAGAGAAAUCUUGCUGAAGAAAAUACAGAGAAGGAAUUAGACAACUUCAGGGGAGCAGUUACGUCUUCAGCUUCCUUGUGGCAUCACUCUGAACACAGAGAUAUGUACCAGAAAGUAUUGGAAGACAUUGCUGUGCUUCAUCGUUUGGCUUCAAGACUGUCCAGUCGGGCUGAAAUGGUUGGCGCUGUUCGUCAGGAGAAACGUAUGUCAAAGGCCACAGAAGUUAUGAUGCAGUAUGUAGAGAAUUUGAAAAGAACAUAUGAAAAGGAUCAUGCUGAGCUCAUGGAGUAUAAGAAACUUGCUAAUCAAAAUUCUAGCAGAAGCUAUGGUUCACCAGAUGACGGUGUGCCUCGUACAUCAAGAUCCAUGUCUCUUUCUAUUGGAAAGAUGCCUCGAAGAAGAGUCAGUGUUGCUGUUGUUUCAAAGUUUGAGCUCCCAGGCCAGUCACCUAGCCAGUCACCCAUACUUUUGGUGUCAUCUUCCUUGCCUGAAUCAUCAAACGGAAGAAGCAAUUUGACAUCAACUCCAGUCUUACCUGCAGUUAUAGAGAAUGGAAAACCAAACAGUGACCCGGAUUGUGAACAUCCUCCUUCAGCCUCAACAGAAAGUGGCUCGGAAGAGAUCAGCCCAGAAGCCAAAGCCAAAAUAGAAGAGGAAGCUUAUAACAAAGGAUAUCAAGAAGGCCUAAAAAAAAACAAGGAAAGUGAAGAGCUGAAAGAAGACAAUGAAGAGAAAAUUCAUGAAAAACUCAAGGAUUUUUUGCCCAUGGAAAAUGAUAAGAUUAGCAAGCCACAGAGCAAACUUGAAGUUGUUAUCCAUUAUGUACAGAUACUGUAUCCUAAACUGCAUAAACACGGGAAUGUGCUCUGGAUUGUAGCAGCCAUUAUUACAGUUUUUGCUGUAGUGCUGGGGACCUCCAGUUUAUACAAUUACUUCUUCUCCUAUACGGAGGGAUCAGAUGGAGCCCAAGUGAAACCUGCCUGUUCUGCUGCCCAUCGGUAUUCUUGGGGAAAUUCAGGACUGCAACAUGACCAGUAA
Messenger RNA from Protobothrops mucrosquamatus (brown spotted pit viper), 2551 nucleotides. It is a transcript of the gene IRAG1, whose product is annotated as murine retrovirus integration site 1 homolog. The transcript has 19 exons. Bases 56 to 2551 code for a protein of 831 amino acids. The record is from RefSeq and is a predicted model, not a curated record. NCBI's taxonomy places the organism in Eukaryota, Metazoa, Chordata, Lepidosauria, Squamata, Viperidae.